CGAUUGUUCAACCGGAAUUAGGAAUUUGCAGUCUUUCUGUCACGAUAAGUCACAGGAACAGCCUUGGUUAUUAAGCAAGAGAAAGAUAUGGAAUUGAUAGGUAUCACAGAAGAUGGAGAGUGUAGUGUGUCAAUUGAUUUGCCUGAAAAUGAACACUGCCGCUCUCAGAGACAACCAACACUUUUACCUGAACUUGAACAAGCAAAGAAUACCUCAAUUGCCGUAGAAACCCGAGCACCACUUAACCAAACCAGACCUGUCAUGAAAUCAGACAGAAAGAAACGAAGAACUUCAAGUGAAUGGAUGAAGAAAUAUUUCUUGGAAGGUCAAGCUUUGACCUCUACCCAGGCCCAGGCCCUUGAAACAUUCGAUCCGAGCGCGCCAUGGUACCAGAGGCUCAUUGUAAAACACCGCCGGCUGGUGGGUGUGGCAAUCCCAUUUAUCUUCUUUCAAGUCAUUUGGUGGAGUUGUGCCAUCAAGUACAACUUCUGGAGUCUGUUUCCUGACAGAUAUUUCAUGUCAAUAACGAUGGUUUUCGGUUCCGUGAUUGCAGGAAUGACAAGUGAAGGCGGAGGCUCAGUCGCUUUUCCCGUUAUGACCCUCGCUUUUGGUAUAGCACCAGCAGUAGCACGUGAUUUCUCACUGAUGAUCCAGUCCUGCGGUAUGAUAGCUGCGGCUUUUACCAUCUUCUGGAUGCGCGUGCAGCUAGAAUGGCACUCCUUAACACUUUGCUCCCUUGGAGGAAUUUUUGGCAUGAUUAUUGGCUUGGAGUUCAUCGACCCUAACCUCACCCCUCCCCAGAAGAAAAUUGGAUUUGUAUGUGUGUGGUUUGCAUUCGCUUUUGCUCUGUUUCUGUUGAAUCGCUUUCAUAAGCGGAAAACAUACAGGACGAUCCCAGAAUUUAAAUUAUGGAAGCUCAUUGUACUUCUAUUAACUGGAUUCAUCGGUGGAGGCUUCUCAGCAAUUGCCGGGAGUGGCGUGGACGUCUGUAGCUUCAGUGUUCUAACGCUCCUCUUCCGAGUAAGCGAGAAGACUGCUACACCAACGUCCGUCAUCUUGAUGGCAGGAAACACUGUGGUGGGCUUCUACUGGCGUCAGGUCAUCCAACAAGCUGUGAGUGCUGAGGCGUAUUAUUACCUGGCAGUUUGUGUGCCAAUUGUUGUGUUGGGUGCUCCAGUGGGAUCAGUGAUUGGGAGCCAUUUUCAUCGUCAGAUUCUAGCAAGCUUGAAUUAUAUUUUAGACACUGUUGCUCUUAUUACCGCGUAUGCAAUUGUGCCUCUCACGAAAGCUUUGAUUGUGGCCUCUGUGGGUAUCGUAGCUCUCGGGUUUCUCUUCUUUGGGUUGAUAGCUUAUGCUGGACAAAAAAUAAUGGAAGGAGUUGAAAACAGGAAAGAACAACUUUUACAAAGACAGGGUAACAAUGAAGAAGAAGUAGAUGAAAAUACAAUGAACUCUAAUUCAUCUAAAAUCAAUUUCCACAAAGAAAAAGCUCAUCGUAUUGAUCUUGAAACAUAAUAAUUAGCCCAGGGGAGAAGUAAAAAAUUGCCAAAACAAGAU
This is a messenger RNA of Pocillopora verrucosa, 1557 nucleotides long. The record is from RefSeq and is a predicted model, not a curated record. Lineage: Eukaryota; Metazoa; Cnidaria; Anthozoa; Scleractinia; Pocilloporidae.